CCAGUUUUUGGGGAGACCUGAGUGAGAGAGACUCAGAGAGAAUGGAGGUUUGAACUUUGAAGUGUUUCUGAGGUCGCCAUGGACGAAAGUCGAAUUGUUAGGUUUACUGGACAAUUGGACCCUCAGGCGGAGGAGUUCAAGCCGAGAAUCUCUUCCCCGCAGAACCAGGUUUCCUUCCUUCGACCGCCACAGAUGUACUAUCCUUUCUCCUCUUCUGCUUCAUACCCAUCCACUACAACUACUUCUGGUGGAGUUCCGAUGAUGCCCACCUUCUAUGGUGCGAGUAUGAACAUGGGUUAUCACCAGUCGCUGCACGCUUCAGCCCCUUAUGUUGGAGUUGGACCCACCAGAGGAAACCAGCCACCACUACCGCCGUUAACGCUGCCGCCGCCUUCACCGACGGCAACUAGAGUUUUGCUUCUAAGUUCUGUCUCCACGGACGUGAGUGAAACGACGGUUCGUAGAGAAUUGGAAGUGUUUGGGGAGGUUAGGUCGGUGCAGAUGGAGAGGUUGAAUGAAGGGGUUAUCACUGUUCAGUUCUAUGAUCUGAGGCACGCGCAAGCGGCGUUGGUGGAGAUAAGGGAGCAGCACAUGAAGCAGCAGAUUAGGUUGAGGCAACAUUACACCGCUCUCCAGAAACAGCAUAUUAAUUUCUCUUUUGGCUUAGAGAAUUUUGCUCCUCCGCUGCUUCCAUCGGCACCUGGGCUUAUUGCCGGCCGGCCAGUCUGGGCGCAGUUUACAGUACCUGGGAAAACCAUUGGCCAAGACGGGCAUAAUCAAGGAACACUUGUAGUCUUUAAUUUGGAUUUGGAGGUCUCUUCCAGCAAGCUUAAGGAAAUUUUUGAAGCUUUUGGUCCGGUUAAGGAACUGAGAGAGACUCCAUCAAAGCGUUACCAACGGUUCGUGGAGUUCUUUGAUAUCAGAGAUGCUGCUAGGGCUCUUUCCGAGAUGAAAGGAAAAGAAAUUCACGGGAAGCAUGUAAUAAUUGAGUUCAGUCGCCCUGGCGGCCAUGGCAGAAGGUACUUCAACUCCGACGCAAAUGCAUCUGCCCCUAAUUUAAAUCUCAGUAAUGGCGUUAAAAGCGGAAACAACUAUAAUAUGAAAUUUGCGAAACACCCAUCUCCAAAACCAACUCCAUCUCUACCUCCAAGGUUGUUGGGUCGCUCAUCCUCAGAUGCUAUUCCAUGCCAUAUUACUCAGACCAUAAAGAAAUCCAGUUAUAGGGAUACUGCUGGAAGCAAUAGGAAAUCAGACUAUGCAGGGAGGACGGAAGCCAAAGGUUCGCUUUCUCUGACAGUUGCUAGUAAUGGGGUUGUGGAUGAGCGGGACCACAGUGGGACAUGGAAGAACGGGAGGAAGAGUAACAGCCAUGGCAACUAUCUUUCGACGAGUACGAAGCAAAUGAGGAGCCGGUCAUGGAAGGGGAGACAUAAGAACACUGACGCUCAUUUCCUGAUCAGUGAAGAUGCCCUAGUGGAAUCUGAUAUUAGGGAUACAAGAACCACUGUCAUGAUCAAGAACAUACCCAACAAGUACAGUCAGAAGCUGCUAUUGAAUAUGCUGGACAACCACUGCAUACACUGCAAUGAACAGAUUGCCGACGGCGACGGUCAGCCCUUGUCUUCUUACGAUUUCGUCUAUCUCCCAAUCGAUUUCAACAACAAGUGCAAUGUGGGAUACGGGUUCGUGAACUUUACUUCUACUCAGGCAACAUUGAGGCUCUACAAAGCCUUUCAUAUGCAGCCAUGGGAGGUCUUCAACUCCAGAAAAAUAUGUCAAAUCACUUACGCCAGAUUACAGGGUUUGGAAGCAUUGAAGGAUCACUUUAAGAACUCACAAUUCCCGUGCGAGGUAGACGAGUACUUACCAGUGGUAUUUUCACCACCUCGAGAUGGGAAGCAGUUGACGGAACCUCUGGCCAUCGGCGGCUACUCCAAGCCCGUGAUAAUCAAAGGGGUUAACGGGAGGGUGAAAGCCAUCAAUGAUGGUGAUUGUGGUGGUGUAAAUGAGAUACAGGGUGAAGAUAGGGAACAACGCCAACUGUAGCAGUGUGGAUGACAUUGGAGAUGGAGAUGGAGAUGGAGAUGAUGAUGAUGACGACAAGGGUGAGAAUGACGAGCAUGGGUGUGAUGGACAACCUCGGCUUCCGCAUUUUCUCUGCAACUCCAACUCUAACAAAGCUACCUCUACUGUUGCAGCUGCUGCUGUGCCUGUGUAGCUUAUAUCGCCCAAUGGGUGCCUCUUGAGCUGGGAACCGGAUCGAACCUCGUCAGCACCGCAGGGCCGGCCUUGGUUUUUUGUAUAUGUUGUUUGUUCAGUUCAGCAGCCUCGUGCACUCAACUAUAACACUCUCUCUCUCUCCCUACCUCCCUCCCUUGUAAUUCAGAAAAGUUGGAAAAAAGAGAAUUAAUGCAAUUUGCAAAUAUGGAGAGGAUUUGACGGUAA
Messenger RNA from Macadamia integrifolia, 2445 nucleotides. RefSeq names its product protein terminal ear1-like. The transcript is spliced from 5 exons. Gene Ontology annotation, molecular function: RNA binding. NCBI's taxonomy places the organism in Eukaryota, Viridiplantae, Streptophyta, Magnoliopsida, Proteales, Proteaceae. The record is from RefSeq and is a predicted model, not a curated record. Bases 79 to 2046 code for a protein of 655 amino acids.